Cadophora gregata is the source of this 951-nucleotide messenger RNA. RefSeq lists its product as uncharacterized. The transcript has 3 exons. NCBI's taxonomy places the organism in Eukaryota, Fungi, Ascomycota, Leotiomycetes, Helotiales, Ploettnerulaceae. The coding region runs from base 1 to 951 and encodes 316 amino acids. The record is from RefSeq and is a predicted model, not a curated record.
AUGGGUCUUCCAUUGUUCAAGACUCCAACGGCCGGAGAAGUCUCUGCCAAGGCGGACAUAGCCAUAGCUGUCCACGAAGAUGGCGUUCCUAAUUCCUUAGAGUUGGCAGAGCAAGUGGCCCGUUCUGUAAACGAACAUUUCGUGCGGCAGAGUGCAAUGCAAAGUGAACUUCAUAAUGCAUAUUGGUCUCUUUCUCGAAGCAACACAAGCAACCAAAGGACGCAAUCCGUGUCAGCUAUUCAACCAUACUCACCAUCAAUAGAGUCAAUCAGUUCAAAUGGAGAUCCGUACGCCCAAGAUGAAAUCGCACGUCAAGAAAGUUCUCAAACACAAAACACCUGGCGCCCCAUCGCGGUACGACCCACAAAUACAAUGACGGGUUCUGAAUAUGUGGAGAGAAGACUCAGAGAUGCUGUUGGGCAGGAGGUUGAGCGUUUCGCAGAAAGUGUUCACCCGCGAGCUAGGAACAGUCCGGCCGACGAAGAUAGACAAACGCUUGCAGAAGUUGAGGCGAUGAUCAAUGCGGUGCACUUAGAGAUGACACAUUUGGUUAAUGCACGGAUGGGAUCAAUGCUUAGGCCAGGCUGGGCCACCGAGACAAGCUCUGCUUCAAGGGCACCUCGAUGGGUUCUUCCUCAACUUGCUCCUCGUCAACUUGCCUCAUCUGCAGCAGCAGAGUCUGGAGCUAGACCUGAAAUGCCAACGACUGCCAAUCAUACCCGUCGUCGCUCGAUUGGGUUUCUUCGUCCUUCUCCGGCUUCUAUUUCACAAGUCGUACCGCAUAUUGACCCACUGUCAAUGGUAACCGCAGCAGAAUCUACUCCGAUACCACACCAUGUUGAUCGUGCAGCAACACCACCGAUCCGAAGUGCCGCUCCGAGCCCGCCUGCCAUUGCUGGACAUGUUCGUGGUCGACACAGUCCCAACUCUGGAGUUUGGACAGAUUGUUGA